GACAGUAGGACUCUUUUCCGUUAAGCUUUGGGUAAUUAGAAUUUAGACAAACCCAACCCAACUCAGUGCUCGGCCUAACUUUAAACUAACCCGACGCGUCCGAGUCGAAUCAUCUCUCUGAUCACUUCAACUCGUCCACCCCUUCACCUCUUUCUCCGUUCUCACAAUUCAAGCACCCCAACCCUUUGUUUUGGGCAUCUUUUUUCUGAAUCUAUAAUUGAAAAUAUUGUGUAGUUGUAUUUUCUUAUUGUUGACCAGCAAAUUGGCAAGUUUGCAAUUUAAAGUUCUUCCAAACUUCUAGCAUCAUGAGUUUUGUCUUCCGAGGAACAAGAGCAGAUUUAGAAAGUGGAUUUCCAGGAUUUAUUCCUGAGCGGCGUUCCAUGCGUGUUCAUUCAGCACGCCCUGUUAAUUCCAACUCACUUGCUUUCCUUGUCACAGUUCUACUGCUAUUCAUGAUACUAAACUCGCACCAGAUGUCACCAAACUUUCUGCUAUGGCUGGUGCUUGGUGUGUUCUUGAUGGCCACAACAUUAAGGAUGUAUGCAACUUGCCAACAGCUUCAAGCUCAAGCCCAAGCUCAUGCUGCGGCUGCCAGUGGCCUUCUUGGUCAUACUGAACUGCGGUUGCAUAUGCCACCCUCCAUAUCUCUUGCAACAAGAGGGCGUUUACAGGGCCUUAGACUUCAGCUUGCACUUCUUGACAGGGAAUUUGAUGACUUGGAUUAUGAAACAUUGAGAGCACUGGAUGCUGAUAAUGUUCCAACUGCUUCAUCUAUGAGUGAGGAAGAGAUAAAUGCUCUUCCUGUGCAUAAAUACAAGGCUGCUGGUCCCCCUCAAACUGGAGCCUCGUCAACCUCAUCUUCAGCAACUGCUGAGCAGAAGCAAAACACUGCUGAUGGAGUUGGGAAGACAAAGGCCUUGGAUGAUGAAUUGACUUGCAGUGUGUGCUUGGAGCAAGUUUCUGUGGGAGAACUCAUCCGUAGCUUGCCAUGCUUGCAUCAGUUUCAUGCGAAUUGCAUUGAUCCUUGGCUACGACAACAAGGAACGUGCCCUGUUUGUAAAUUCAGAGCAGGGUCUGGGUCUGGUUCUGGGUCUGGGUGGCAUGAAAAUGGACAAGGUGAAAUGGAUGCUUCUUAUAUGGUUUAAUUUGACAAAAAGGAUGUAACCAGUGAUUUAAAAAAAAAAAAAAAAAAAGAUUAACUGCUCACAGAAUUAUUCCUGCAUAGCAGAGUGAAAAGAUAUAAUUUAUGGCUAGCAACUGAUAAUGUAACAAUCAUGACAUAGGCGUUAGGAGUGUGACAGCAAUCCUGUAUUAUUAUUAUUUUAAUCUUACUUAAAACAAAGUUAUGAUUAAUUGCAUUUUGCGUGAUCGAAACUGAACUCAAUUUUAGUCUACUACAUAUUUGAUA
Molecule: messenger RNA, 1408 nt
Organism: Ziziphus jujuba (common jujube)
Lineage: Eukaryota; Viridiplantae; Streptophyta; Magnoliopsida; Rosales; Rhamnaceae
Product: E3 ubiquitin-protein ligase SDIR1
Exons: 9
Coding region: 306-1145 (279 amino acids)
Source: RefSeq, a predicted model, not a curated record